GAACAAACAAAUCGCCAUUCGGCGUUCAUACUAACCCUUUCGUCCAGUAAAAUUGGAGAAACGCAGCACUUUGAUUUUGAGGAUAUCGACAGUAGGUACACGUACACACCUCCCGCGAAGCCCGACAUCCACAGAACUACUACUAGUAGUAUGGCCACGGAAAAGAAAAAGGUUGCCAUCAUUGGCGCUGGACCCGUAGGCUGUGCCUUUGCACUGCAUCUCGUCAAGGCCGGACACGAAGUCACAAUCGUCGGCCGUGGUCAACGCCUUGCGACUCUCCAGGAAAACGGCGGCGUCCUGGCAAAGAAGUCGGAAAAAGCGAGGGAGACGGAAAUCUCGACGACUCCCGUGAAAGCCGUCGGAUCUCUCGAUACCGCACAACCCUGGGACCUAAUCCUCCUAACCAUCACGGAGCACCAAUUUGACGAUCAAUUGUUCGCUACGCUUAAAGCCUGUCCCCAAAGAGCCGAGAUUCUCUUCAUGUUCAACACUUUCGCAUCGCUGGAUAAGUACUUCGACGUCCUGGGCAAGGAACGCUGCAUCAUGGGCUUUCCGGCGAUCAUGGCAUCGUUCCACGAUGGAGCAUUGGUGCACCGGUUCCUCGGCUUCGGACAAAUCACCAUCAUCUCAUCACCCGAAUGGCGAUCCAUCUUCUCCGCCGCAGGAAUCCCGUGUGUCCACGAGCCUGAUAUGCAAAGCUGGCUACGCACACAUGCCGCCAUGGUCGUGGGCGUCAUGAGCGCGACCGUCGCCGCUUCCAAAAAGAAUUCGGGAUUGUCAUGGGCUGAAGCAGGGCUGAGCGCUGGGGCCGCCAGGGAAGGGUUGCAGUUGGUCAAGAAGCUGGGGAAUAGUAUCACGCCCAGAUUUCUCUACUACCUUGGUGUUGCUGCGCCGAGUUUCGUGCUCACCGGCUUGCUUUGGGUGUUGACGAGGGUACCUAGUAUGCGCAAGAACCCGCAGGUGCCCAACUGGGAACGAGAGUUUCUUGGUUUGGCGGAAAGCAUCAUUGGAGCAGCGCCUUCGGAGGACGACGUCCGACUAAUCAGCCAGUUAAGGUCCAAGUUUAUAUAA
Messenger RNA from Exophiala xenobiotica, 1071 nucleotides. RefSeq lists its product as uncharacterized. The record is from RefSeq and is a predicted model, not a curated record. The transcript is spliced from 2 exons. NCBI's taxonomy places the organism in Eukaryota, Fungi, Ascomycota, Eurotiomycetes, Chaetothyriales, Herpotrichiellaceae. The coding region runs from base 151 to 1071 and encodes 306 amino acids.